AUGCCCGAGGUGCCGAAGUAUGAUGGAACUUCAGACCCUCAUGAGCAUAUUACGAAAUAUACAACGGUGGUGAAUGGGAAUGAUUUAGCUCCCCUUGAGAUUGAAUCAGUUUUGCUGAAGCAAUUUGGAGAGACUUUCACGAGGGGAGCCUUGACAUGGUAUUCGCUAUUGCCCGAGCACUUCAUAGAUUCUUUUGAGAUGCAUGCGGACUAUUUUAUUAAGGCUCAUGCCGGGGCCAGAAAGGUGCAGGCCCGAAAGGCUGACAUAUUCAGAAUUGCACAAGGAGAAUUUGAGUUGCUGCGGGAGUUUAUCACCCGAUUCCAAAAGGAGAGGAUGUUGCUCCCCGCUGAAAGCUUGCUUGAAUUCCAAGCGACGAUUUGGGCGGAUGUACACAAUCGGUACGAGUCAGAUAUAAGGAUCGAAGAUGAUCAGACCGAAGGACGCGGUAGAGGAUUCCGGUCAGUAGAUAGGUUCGCUACUAACCGAAGAACUGAUCGCGGUCAGAACAACAGAUCAUUGCAGGACAAAGAAGCAUUAGGUAUGCGGGAUCCAUCCUACCCCAGGCUAUCAGAAUACAAUUUCAACGUCAAUGUAGUGGAAUUGGUAUCAUAUAUGAGAAAUUUCAAAGGAGCACGAUUCCCGAAGCCGAUGAGAUCUGAUCCCAGCCAGAGGGAUCCAAACUUAUGUUUUGAAUACCACGGGAUGAAUGGCCACCGGACUGGGGACUACCGACAUCUGUAG
Molecule: messenger RNA, 741 nt
Organism: Nicotiana tabacum (common tobacco)
Lineage: Eukaryota; Viridiplantae; Streptophyta; Magnoliopsida; Solanales; Solanaceae
Source: RefSeq, a predicted model, not a curated record